Molecule: messenger RNA, 3263 nt
Organism: Grus americana (Whooping crane)
Lineage: Eukaryota; Metazoa; Chordata; Aves; Gruiformes; Gruidae
Gene: TIMM21
Product: translocase of inner mitochondrial membrane 21
Exons: 6
Coding region: 780-1511 (243 amino acids)
Biological process (GO): protein import into mitochondrial matrix
Cellular component (GO): TIM23 mitochondrial import inner membrane translocase complex
Source: RefSeq, a predicted model, not a curated record
CGGGGCGGACCUGGGCUAGGACGGCUGCGGGGCUGGACUGGCUGCCCGCGGCGCCCCGGGGCAAUGAGCGCCGCACCUUGCGGUGCCAGCCGCGGCGGUGUUGGCUUCCCAAGCACACGGAAAGCAUUAAUACACCGGGGAACCGCAGUGACUCUCGCCGUGAGUCCCUGUGGGGACUUCGGGCAGGCGUCCUGUCAGCUUCUCCCCUCCCGCCCCAGCGUGAGCUCCGCGCCGGUGCGCCGUUCCGCCGGGAAGCCGGAGCACGGUCUUCUCAGGUGUUCUGGUCUCCGUUCGCGGAAACGCCGACUGUAUCGCUUUUACGCACCUACGUGAGCAAGAUCAAACCCCAAUAUAAUUAAAAAACAAUAAACCAGCCUAACGGCUGUCGGGGUCCCGCCCCGUGAGGGCGGGCUGUGCCCGUGGCGGCGGCGCUCGGCAUGGCGGUCGCUGUAGUGAUCUUGCUGGCAGCCGUUGCUAGCGGCGGGCGCAAGAGGGAGCCCGUUCAAACUACCGCUCCCAGGGCCCGCUGCUGUUUUCCGCCCCUCCACCCCAAGAGUUCCGCCGGAGCAAUGUCGGGAGGCAAGCUGCCGGCGGGUAAAGGGUAAUGGGGGUUCCUGACUUGAAGCACCGGCCGCAGAGCUGCGCUCAGGGCGGGAGGCUGCCCUGACUGUUCCCCGAGUGUUCCCCCUGGAGAACAGUGACGAGCGGCAGAAACUUUCCUUUUAGCUCGGUUGCCUCCGCCGUACUUCCGUGAGGGCGCUUGGGAGCCGUGCCCCGGCAUGCUGCCCGCCUCCCUUGCCCGAGCGGGGCAGCACGGCGGGCAGGUGCGGGUCUCCCUGGGAAGGUGGCUGCUCGCUGCCCCCGGCUGGGCUCCCCCGGGGCCGGGGCCCUGCCUCUGCCUGAGGUGGCGGCACCAGCCCCCCCGCCGGGAGCCCGCCCCGCUGCUCCGGGCCGCCCGGCAGAGUAUCGGGACGCGAGCGGGGGGGUUAAAAGCUGAAAAGGGAGGCGAUAAUAGCAAACAUGUGUCCGUGCAAAGGGAUGCGAAAGAAGAAACUCUGCUGUCGGCUGCUCAGAAAGUGAAAGAAGCUGGAAGAGACUUCACCUAUUUUAUUGUGGUGCUUGUUGGAAUUGGUGUUACAGGUGGUUUGUUCUAUGUGAUUUUUAAAGAGCUAUUCUCUUCUUCUAGUCCAAGUAAGAUCUAUGGAGAUGCCUUGGAGAAAUGCAGAUCUCACCCUGAGAUAAUUGGUGUUUUUGGUGAAUCGAUUAAAGGUUAUGGGGAGGCAACAAGAAGAGGAAGACGACAGUUUGUCAGUCAUAUUGAAUACGUAAAGGAUGGACUGAAACAUAUGCGUUUGAAGUUCUAUAUUGAGGGCUCUGAAUCAGGGAAGCGGGGAACAGUCCAUGUGGAAGUCAAAGAGAAUCCUGAGACAGGAAGAUUUGAGGUCCGCUACAUAUUUGUGGAUGUCGACACCUAUCCUAGAAGAACCAUUAUCAUAGAAGACAACAGAUAGCCAAUGAUCAAAGUUGCUGGCUCAUCUCAUUGAGUAUUGGAUGAUACUGGUGUAUGAAUUGUUUGGUGUUCUUGAUCGUAUCUUGCAGCUUUGGGGUUGUGUUACAGGAGGUAGCCUCUUGGGGCCUCCAUUAAGGUCUUUCAUAGUAACAGAUGCAGGAUUUGAAGUGAAGCCAAUGAAAAAUAGUAGAGCCAUCACUUACGGCAAACACUUUUGACAGAGGAAAGUAAUAGCUUGUGAUGAACAGUUUAGUGCUGAAUAAUGCUUCUACACACCCAAAAACUGAGUCUUCCAAGAUUUUAGGUUUGGAUGGGGAGCUUUUUGUCUUCCUUUGCUUGGAUUUCCCACUAGCACUGCAAUAAAGUGAUAUUUUAAGUGUAGACAAACUCUGUUUUCAUUCUGGUUGCCUUUGUGUAGAUAAGGAGGUAAAAUAAGAAUGUAUGUUAGUGAUGCAAAGGGGAUCUAGCCGAAGGGCAUGUAAGAAUAUGGAUUGUGGAGAGACACAUCCAUGGCAAAUGACUGAAGAUAAAGGUUUCAAUAUUGGUAUCUUCUAAAUAGAUUAGCAGCAUGCAGGACGGUAUUACUGUCUGUUCCUUCUGACGUUUACCAUCCUGCUCCACUAAGAAAUGACAGUUUUGUAGCUGCUCAGCCCCACCCACAGUUUUUCCAUUAACUUUGCUAAUCUAAAUCUCCUGGGAAUCAGAUUCAUAUAGGUUUACCUAAACUGAAAAGCUCAACUAAUGACCAAAUUUCUCACCUGGGUUUCUUCCUUAGUGUAACAUGGCAGAUAGCAAGCAUAACCUUGUGUAUUAAUAGUCAGACCCAGUCGUGCCCAUCUGUCAAGUAGCGCCAACCAAAAAAUUUCAAGCUUUAGCUUCAUACAUUUAACCACUUGCUUAAACACCAGCUAAUGCAUUUUUCUGUAGUUACCUACCGUACGUUAUGAGCUUUUUAGUUCACUAGUUAAUUAUUCCUGCAUUAAGCACACACUGGUGUUAGGUUAUCAGCCCUUAUUACAAGUUCAUUUAAUGGUACAUUUGGACUAUUCUAAAGUUCAUACAAUAUUCCCUCAUACAAUGCCACAAAUAUAGUUACUACCUUUAGUAAUACUUUACCGGACUUUAGCCAUCCUGUUCAUCUGCCUUCUAGUAAUCUCAUUUGCAUAGUCAUAACAACUAAACAUAAUACUUUGUUAGACCUGGAUAACUUUGCUUUAUAUUAAGCACUGCAACCUUGACUUCAGUCAGAUCCCCAUAUUGUUUGAAAGUAUGCAAUGAAGAGGAAUCACGCAUUCAUCCUAGUUUGUGAGCAGAGCAGAGUAACCACAUGUUACGGCAGAGCAGCCCCCGAUGUCGAUCUGUUAAACUCCAGGGCAUUUUGGAGUUUCUGCACUGUAUACAGUAUAACUGACUUCUACUGUGCAGGCCAAAGGGAUUUUUAGAAAACUUUGAACAGCAGUUGAGAUUGCCUGAAGUGAUUUCAUAUCCAUUAGUUUCAGCAGAGUUAUAAAUUUGUCUGCCUUCUUUCGUCCCUCGGUGGACGCUUCUCAAGACUAAUAAGCCCACAAUUUUACACGUAGUCAAAAGCUAUGGAAGUGCGUGUUGGUGGCUCCCUAUUGCAAGUAUGAGAAAUGGUGAUGGUGCUUGAUAUAUCGCAAUGAAGUAACUUUGAUAAACUUUUAUUUUUACCUACAGUUAUUGACAGCAUUAAUGUCCAUCUGGAAAGGUGUCUUUAAAUAAUGAAAGCAACUGA